AAGAGCGUCAUUUUUGGUAUCCCGCGCAACUUUCUUCAUCUCUCAGUUUUCAGUAUUUCGAGUCUCUAAAUCGAUUCGGCCAAUCCAACUCUCUUGAUUGGUAUUCAGAUCGUGCCGUCUCGAAUUCGGGGUUUCAGUAAAUACUCGAUCACUGACCCGACCCGAAUUGUUAAUGUCGGAAAUGAAGGAGACGAGUGGGGUUACUAUUGGCGGCGAAUCGUUGAGAGCAUCGCCGAAUGUUUUGACCGCCGGUGAUCGGAAAUUACUUAAGGUGGAGCUACGCCCAGGGGAUACGACGUAUGUAUCGUGGAAGAAGCUUAUGAGAGAUGCUAGUAAGGUCAAUGGUUCAUCAGCUUCGGUUCCCGAUCCGCCUCCUAAUGCUAACCCUAACCUCGAGUCUCGAAUUGGACCGGGACAGCCUGCAGAAAUUGAAACGAAUGAUCAACCUCAUUCUAAUCGAUUCAACGCGGUUAUUGAGAAGAUAGAAAGGCUUUAUAAGGGAAAUGAUAGCAGUGAUGGGGAAGAAUUAGACGGUGCUCCUGACGAUGAUGAGUAUGACACUGAAGAUUCAUUUAUCGAUGAUGCCGAACUGGAUGAGUAUUUUGAAGUUGAUAAUUCAGCUGUUAAACAUGAUGGAUUUUAUGUCAAUAGAGGAAAGUUAGAGCGGAUAGAACCUUCGACAACAUCUAACCAGCAACCCAAAAAAAGGCGACGCAAAGAUUCCACAAAAAUUUCUGGUGAUGCUGUUGACGUAUCUGAUAAACACACCAAGUUGUCCAUAACAGCUAGGCAAAAGGAUCAGUCAAUUGCUUCUGGAUCCUCUUUGAAGAGAAAGUAUAAUGUUGCAAGGAAAACACAGGAGUCAUCUUUGCCUUUUGGAGCGCAAGAUGCAAAUACUUCAUUAUCUCUGGAUAAUGUCAAGCAUCCUGAUAGAGCAAACUAUCUGAGUAAGAAGGACACAACUCACAAGUCAAAGGAAACUGGAUCCUCUAGUGCCCUUCAACAAAAAUACAGCAACAAAGGCUUACAUCAACAAUCUAAGUCCCUUCCAGGAAAAUUUCUACCCAAUGUUUCUGCAGAGGCAACAAUAGUUCGCCAGAAAGAAAACAAUGGUGUGCAUGAACUAGCAAAUGCAAUGGGAAGCAGACAAUCUAGUCAAGCGUCUAAAAAAGAUGGUUCUAAUGUGAAGUCUAAAACCUCGAUCCUCGAGAAAGCCAUAAGAGAAUUGGAGAAGGUGGUCGCGGAAUCAAGGCCUCCUGCUAUCACUGAGAAUCAAGAAGCUGAUACCUCAUCCCAGGCAGUUAAGAGGAGAUUGCCAAGAGAUGUAAAAUUGAAACUUGCUAAAGUUGCUAGGAUUGCGGCCAGCCAGGGAAAAUUUUCGGCAGAGUUAGUCAACCGUCUCAUGAGCAUUGUCGGUCACCUAAUCCAGCUUAGGUCACUUAAGAGGAACUUGAAAAUCAUGAUUGAUAUGGGUGAUUCUGCAAACCGAGAAAAAGAUAAUAGGUUCCAGCGAAUCAACAAUGAAGUUCUUGAUAUGAUAAGAACGAAAGUUUCUUUGAUGGAAUCACAGACAACUAGACCAGAAACUGGAACAUCAGACGAUUUUCAGGACUCUGUAGAAAAGCCAUCUUUGAAGAAGUUUGUCAUGGAUGCGGCAUUGGAGGAUAAAUUGUGUGAUCUAUAUGACAUCUUUAUUGAAGGACUGGAUGAAGAUCAAGGUCCACAAAUAAGAAAGCUGUAUGUUAAUCUGGCUGAACUCUGGCCAAAUAGAUUAAUGGAUAAUCAUGGGAUCAAGCGUGCAAUUUGCCGGGCAAAAGAGAGGCAAAAAGCAUUGUACGGGAACCUUGGGAAGGAGAUGGAUCAAACAAAGAUGAAGAAGAGCAGGAAGCAGUUGGUACCAAAAAUAGAGUGGACUGCUCAGCCCAACACGGAAUCAGUGGCUCAGAGACAACAGAGUGGAGAGAAAAUGACUGUAGAUCCAAACACAACCAGCACUUCGGUGGUCACCAGUCAAACUAUGGUUGACAGAUCAAAUCAGCAGCAUGAGAAGCUAAAGGGAAGCUCAAGCUCUAUUAAUCCUGCAGAUGAAACAAGAGUGGUCAAGAGAAAGACAGAUGCUAUAAUGGCAGAGAAACAAGUCGUUCUUGCCCUGAAGAAACCGGAACAUUCACAGACACGUGUUAUCCCAGGUACUCAGAAUCUGAACAUCCCACAAGCAACUCCGGACCUGAACUUGCCAAGUUGACCUCCUGAUUCACGAAGGAGCUCGUAAACACAUAGAAACGCCGGAGACAAUAACCUCCGGCCUCUCUUCCUUCUCUUCCAAUUUCAGGUGGCACGGCAUAGGCCCUGGCUAUGCCGAUGCUUGGUUUUUAGCUACAAAAGCAUGGCUUAUAAAGUUGUCUGUAUUAUAGUUUGUCUCCAAAUUAAGUUACUCACUUGCCCUUUUUAUGAAGUCUUAAGUCUAAUGUAUAAAAAUUAAUGAUCUUUCGAGCAGCUUUUACAA
Molecule: messenger RNA, 2506 nt
Organism: Capsella rubella
Lineage: Eukaryota; Viridiplantae; Streptophyta; Magnoliopsida; Brassicales; Brassicaceae
Product: ubinuclein-1
Exons: 14
Coding region: 173-2245 (690 amino acids)
Cellular component (GO): nucleus
Source: RefSeq, a predicted model, not a curated record